AUGAGUGGUCAAGAUCUCAAGACUCUGAAAUUCAUAAAUGCUCAGUUUCUUGGCCGCAAAAGGCCCACUAUUGAAGCGAUAUCGGAUGAGCAGAUGGACCAAGAUAGUUCAAUGGUUUGCAUGACUUCUCUGAGCACUGAAACUACUGAAGACCGAGAGGAAGUUCUCCUCGAAUGCCUGGAGCUGUUUGAGUCACUCGGGCUCGAAAAUCCCACGCUUCUAAAGGAAUUUCACAAGUCAUAUCUGGAUUACUCUUUCAAUAAUGCGCUUCCAAGACAAAUGAAAGCUCUUGAUGCCUCCCAACCCUGGAUUCUAUACUGGAUUGCAUGCUCUCUACGUCUCAUGAACCGCGAAUGGCUAGGGGAAGAUAUCCAGCGGAGAAUUUGUAAGAAGCUGUUUAAGGCUUCUCUCGAAAACGGACCCUUUUGCGGCGGGUUUGGCCAAGAUCCACACUUGGUUUGUACAUAUGCCGCAAUUAAUGCGUUGGCUCUAUGCGACAAUGUAGAUGGCUGCUGGGACCAAAUCAACAGACAAGGCAUUUAUAAAUGGUUGCUGGCGCUUAAAUCUGACAACGGCGGCUUCAGAACGGGACUUGUAGUUGGAGAGUGUGACACUAGAACCACUUACUGUGCGUUAAGCGUCGCAGCCAUGCUUGAUAUCCUCACCCCAGAACUUUGUCAGGGCGUAGAGCAGUUUCUCCUGCGUUGCCAAACUUACGAAGGUGGGUUCGGAGCUUGUCCUCAAGAAGACGAGGCCCACGGCGGGUACACAUUUUGUGCCGUGGCCGGUCUUGCAAUUCUGGAAUCAGUCGAAAAGUGUAACAUUUCUAUGCUUUCAGAGUGGUGUAGUGCGCGCCAAACAGCUGAGGAGAAGGGUCUCUCCGGAAGAAGUAACAAGUUGGUGGAUGGCUGCUACAGUUAUUGGGUAGGAGCUGUGAAUACCAUUUUAGAAACUCAAGGUUACAGUUCAUGCAUUGACAAACCUGCCCUACAGGAAUACAUCCUCAAGUGCUGCCAAUCUACAGAGAGACCCGGUCUAAGAGACAAACCCGGGAAGUCCCCUGACUAUUACCAUACCACGUACGUUCUGAUGGGACUGUCACUUACUGAACAUUCAUUCAACACGACAAAAUCUGCUAGUGCCAUAAGUACCAGAGAGGAAAGUGACAAGUUUCAACUUGGUGCUGUUAAUCCCGUGUUUGGCCUUCCGAUUGAGGAUUUGAGGAAGUUUCUAAGCCAUACUUGA
This is a messenger RNA of Lachancea nothofagi CBS 11611, 1245 nucleotides long. Lineage: Eukaryota; Fungi; Ascomycota; Saccharomycetes; Saccharomycetales; Saccharomycetaceae. The record is from the annotation of a GenBank genome assembly.